Molecule: messenger RNA, 1455 nt
Organism: Aspergillus tanneri
Lineage: Eukaryota; Fungi; Ascomycota; Eurotiomycetes; Eurotiales; Aspergillaceae
Exons: 6
Coding region: 1-1455 (484 amino acids)
Biological process (GO): L-aspartate biosynthetic process
Cellular component (GO): cytosol
Molecular function (GO): pyridoxal phosphate binding; L-aspartate:2-oxoglutarate transaminase activity
Source: RefSeq, a predicted model, not a curated record
AUGGGACAUUCUCGAUUUGACACGCUUAAUCUUGUCCCACAGGACACCUUUCGCCAGCUCAUUGCUGAGUUUGUCGCUGAUGCAUCCCCGAAGAAGGUCAGUCUUGCAUCGGGCAUGUACUGGGACGAAGAGGGCAAAGUGGCGACACUCUCAGUUGUAGAAAAGGCAAAGAAACUACUUGAACUUGAUUCAUAUCCAAAACACGGUUAUCUUCCGGUCCACGGCAAUGCAUCAUUCAUUCACCUUACCCAGCGUCUUGUCUUUGGCGAGACAUUAGCAGAGACCCUUAUUUCUGGAACAGGUUUCCAACUUGCCUCGCUGCAAACAGUCUCUGGAGCGGGCGCCAACCAUCUCGGUGCACAUUUCCUCGCACACAAUCUCCAUCCUCGGCGUGUCUGGAUCCCUGAUGUAACAUGGGAUAACCAUUCUUUAAUCUGGCAGCUAGCUAGUGACUCCAUGUCCCAGAAAGCGAAGCCACUAGAAAUCAAAAUGUACCCGUACCUUGACCGAGAGGAUCAUUCCCUCGAUUUCGAAGGAAUGAUGAGUGUCCUCGCGCAGGAGGCCGAAACGGAUGAUGUCCUUCUACUCCAUGCUUGCGCGCAUAACCCAACGGGGCUGGACCCUUCAAGAGAGCAGUGGGAAAUCAUCUCCAAUUUCUGUUCUCACCAAAAGGUCUUUCCCUUCUUUGACUUGGCAUACCAAGGCCUAGCGACCGGCUCCCUUGAUAAAGACGCAUGGGCUAUUCGCCACUUUGUCCGCAGCAACCUAGAACUUUGCGUUGCGCAGACGUUCUCCAAGAACAUGGGUCUUUAUGGGGAGCGCGUUGGCUCCUUCCACUUGGUUACGGCCUCCCCAAAUGCAGCGAAACGUGUGUUCAGCCAGCUGACGCGACAACAACACGGAGAGAUCUACUCUCCUCCAGCAUUUGGAGCGAGUAUCGCCACCAAGAUUCUGUUAGACCCAGAGCUCUAUAAUGAAUGGCAGCGGGAUAUAGGUCUGAUGCACCAACGACUCACUGAAAUGAGGAUAGCUCUCGUGAGAGAACUCAAGAGCCUUGGAACACCAGGCUGCUGGGAGCAUCUUAAAAAACAGGUUGGAAUGUUCGCAUGCACAAACUUGACUCCAGGGCAGAUACAUCGGCUGAAGACGCGAUAUCAUAUCUAUGUAUCAAAUUCUGGCCGGAUAUCUAUUUCAGGAUAUUUUCGUGAAAGAGCCCCAAAUGCGAUACACGAGGAAGUUUACAUGACCGACAUUAAUAGAUUAUCUAUCAACAGUCGGGAAAGCAAAAUGCAUGCGGCUACACUCGAAGAGAUUGCCGAAAACGGCCCAGAUGCGUUCUAUUCAGGCAGAAUUGCAAAUUCCAUCAUAACAGCUGCUACUGCCACAGGCAGCAAUAAGGCCCUUCAGAAGCGAAGAGACUACAACUAUCUGAUACAAAAUACGUCAGACAUUUAG